Messenger RNA from Echinops telfairi (small Madagascar hedgehog), 1926 nucleotides. It is a transcript of the gene HOXD3, whose product is annotated as homeobox D3. Gene Ontology annotation, molecular function: RNA polymerase II cis-regulatory region sequence-specific DNA binding; DNA-binding transcription factor activity, RNA polymerase II-specific. The record is from RefSeq and is a predicted model, not a curated record. Gene Ontology annotation, cellular component: nucleus. Lineage: Eukaryota; Metazoa; Chordata; Mammalia; Afrosoricida; Tenrecidae. Gene Ontology annotation, biological process: regulation of transcription by RNA polymerase II. The coding region runs from base 608 to 1900 and encodes 430 amino acids. The transcript has 7 exons.
GCUCCUUGAUUUGUCUGGAUAAAGCCGGCCAUGUGUCCCCAGGAAGCAUUAGCGCGUGCGUUGGCCCUAGCCCAGGGCGGCUCCUGCCAGCAGCAGAGGCCUUCAGGUUUGCAGCGGCAGCAGCCUCUGCGGAGAAGGAAGAGGCCAGCCGGGCCCAGGGUUCUGCAAGAUUCGCCUCCACAGAGUAUUAACAGAACUUCGAAGAGCCUUCAAAAAGAGUUAGUGAGACAAAAUUCAAGGAGAAAAAAAAAUCACACACAUAAUUGUGUUUUGGACACUGCACAUCCCACAGAGCUGAACUGGGCUGCUUCUCAUGUUUUUACCAGCAAGUGGACAAUCGGAGUUUCCAUGAAAGAUACUGUGAUUUUGAUAUCAGGUUCCAAGACUAAAAUUGACAACUCAGGGCAAGAAAUUGUAUCCUAGGAAGAACAAAAACCAAUCAGACAAAACUCUUCCUUAGGCUGGAGCUGAGCUAUGGAGAAGACUCCUCUCCUAUUUCGUUAAGGUUCUGAGGGUUCAAGUCACCUGGGGCCUGGGGCUGGCCCAGCUUCUCUCUCAAGAUAAGCUAGCCAUUGACGGUGGUGGUGAAGGAGACUUGUGGCAGUCAAUGUUAUUUGAGCAGGGUCAGCAGGCCCCGGAGCUUCCUGAGUGCACGAUGCAGAAGGCUGCUUACUAUGAGAACCCAGGACUCUUCGGAGGCUAUGGCUACAGCAAAGCUGCAGACACUUAUGGCUACGGUGCACCACAUCAGCCCUACCCACCUCCUGCCAACUCCCUGGACACCGAUUACCCGGGUUCAGCCUGCUCCAUCCAGAACUCUGCACCUCUUCGAGCCCCAGCCCACAAGGGCACUGAACUCAAUGGCAGCUGCAUGCGACCUGGCACAGGGAACGGCCAGGGUGGGGGUGGUGGCAGCCAACCUCCUGGUCUGAACUCAGAGCAGCAGUCAUCUCAACCCCCUCCUCCACCACCGACCCUGCCCCCAUCCUCACCCUCCAAUCCUGGAGGUGGGGUGCCUGCCAAGAAGACCAAGGGUGGGCCCAAUGCUUCUGGAUCCUCCGCUACCAUCGGCAAGCAGAUCUUUCCUUGGAUGAAAGAGUCCCGACAAAACUCUAAGCAGAAGAACAGCUGUACCGCUGCAGGAGAGAGCUGCGAGGACAAGAGCCCCCCGGGCCCGGCGUCCAAGCGGGUGCGCACGGCGUACACCAGCGCACAGCUGGUGGAGCUGGAGAAGGAAUUCCACUUCAACCGCUACUUGUGCCGACCCCGCCGGGUGGAGAUGGCCAACCUGCUGAACCUCACCGAGCGCCAGAUCAAGAUCUGGUUCCAGAACCGGCGCAUGAAGUACAAGAAGGAUCAGAAAGCCAAGGGCAUCCUGCACUCACCGGCCGGCCAGUCCCCGGAGCGCAGCCCACCGCUCGGCGGCGCCGCGGGCCACGUGGCCUACUCAGGCCAGCUGCCCCCGGUGCCGGGCCUGGCCUACGACGCGCCCUCGCCGCCAGCCUUCGCCAAGUCGCAGCCCAACAUGUACGGCCUGGCCGCCUACACGGCGCCGCUCAGCAGCUGCCUGCCGCAGCAGAAGCGCUACGCGGCGCCCGAGUUCGAGCCCCAUCCCAUGGCGAGCAACGGCGGCGGCUUCGGCAGCGCCAACCUGCAGGGCAGUCCGGUGUACGUGGGCGGCAACUUCGUCGACUCCAUGGCGCCCGCGUCCGGGCCGGUCUUCAACCUCGGCCACCUCUCGCACCCGUCCUCGGCCAGCGUGGACUACAGCUGCGCCGCGCAGAUCCCCGGCAACCACCACCACGGACCGUGUGACCCUCAUCCCACCUACACAGAUCUCUCAGCCCACCACUCGUCUCAGGGACGCCUGUCCGAGGCCCCCAAACUGACGCAUCUGUAGCGGCCGCCGCCGGCUGGAACUCGCGG